This is a messenger RNA of Paramacrobiotus metropolitanus, 3141 nucleotides long. RefSeq names its product PR domain zinc finger protein 15-like. Bases 197 to 2977 code for a protein of 926 amino acids. Gene Ontology annotation, molecular function: protein binding. The record is from RefSeq and is a predicted model, not a curated record. Gene Ontology annotation, cellular component: nucleus. NCBI's taxonomy places the organism in Eukaryota, Metazoa, Tardigrada, Eutardigrada, Parachela, Macrobiotidae. The transcript has 5 exons.
AAGGCGCCAGCGGCUGUGAGUCUGUGACAGCUUGAAUGUUUUGGGCCUUUUGGCAUUUGACUUUUGAGCGCGCAGUCUCGCAGGCUGGUGUAAAAUCACGUUUGAACCUUCGGAUGCGAUUUUCUCAUAUUGCUCGUUAUUGCUUGCUUUUCAUCUUUUACUUUGUACAGCCAUACAAGAUCAUAAUAGUGCUAAGAUGUUUCGGCCAGUUACGUUGGUGAACCAGGCAUUUGCGAGUGGCGAAAUGCAGUAUCUCCUCCUCUGCCCGAAUGCAUCGGGCUUAACACUGCCAACUCCGCCGCCAUCAACCACCUCCUUUGUCCCGAUCAAACCCAGACCUGGUCCCGACGGGACUGUCCCUGAUAUACAGCCUGUUCCCACAGAAGCCACGACUAUUCUCCUCUUGCAGCAGCAGCCUUCAUCUCCUCCCGAACCAGCCUUAUCAUCCCUUCUUCCAGACGCAUCCCCACCCGUCGUCGAUCAGUGCGUGCUCUGCUCCUACCGCACAUCCGACAGCACCUGCGCAAAACGCGCUGUCUUCAAAUUCCCCAAGGAUGCUCUGCGGCGCAAGAAGUGGGUGGACGUGUGUCGCCAGGUGGACGAGCUUUUCUAUCUGUCCCCGACGUCGUUUGUGUGUCAGGAGCACUUUGCGCCGCAGUAUAUCCGUUUGCCCCUGCUGCGGAAUGGCAAACAGAGGAAACGACUGUCGCGCUUUGCCGUACCUUCGCUGCCGGUGGCCACGGCGGCGGCGGAGAAGGGGGUGGGGGCGAAAUCUCAGUCGGACGAUGAGGAUAUGGAGUUUCUCGAUGAAGAAAUGCGAGCCUUCCAUAACGGGCUGCCUAGCGCAGUUGACAUUCCUCGUGGUCAUACCAAUACGCAUAGUGUCAUUCCCACCGCAACUGUGCCUGCUGAUUGUGACGAAGGAAAGGAGAACCUUUUCACAAACAUGUGUUGUCCGAAAUGCGAAACGCUUGGACCUGAACCGUGUUGGCAGCACACGAAGCAUUAUCAGGAUCGACGGACGCCUCCCUUGGCCAAAGCCAGUCUGCCUAAAGUUCUGCGAUUCAUAAGAGCAGGCGAACAUCCAGAUACGCCGACUGGAGUUUCUGCACGGCUCUCCCUUCAAUCGCACACGGUGUUCGGGCCAAUGCGGGGCGUUUUAUGCAGUCGCAGCGGCGGUAAAUUCGCCAUCCCUGCCAAGGAUUACCGGCAGUCAUACCAUGUGGAGUCGGACGACGGCUGCAACUGGAUGAAAUACGUCCACUUUGCGGACAGCCCCGAGCAGCAGAAUGUGGCUGUUUAUAUGCGCGACAACCAGAUCUACUUCGUCACAACGAAAGAUAUCCUCCAAGGCACUGAGCUGAAGCUGUGCUACUCGCGAAAAUAUGCGGAAACAGUUGGUGUUUUACCUAGACAUCCACUUUUUGGGGCAUCGAUGCAACACGGGGGAGAAAACGCUGUUAGCACCCAAAAUAUCCAUUCUACGAGGAGCCAGGAAGUGAUUGAACACGCAAACACAGCGCUGUUGAAGCAGAAUUUGAGCAUUCCCGUGAUAGUUGACGAGUGCAAUUCCCCUGUUUGUGCUUCUGCGGAUAAUCUUUCUGUCUUCGAUUCUCCUGACGGUGCUGAUAUUCGCGAUCGUUCUCUUAGUCCAGGUGCCGAUAUCGCCGUACAUCCGAGUGUGAUCGAUGAUAGAGGCCUGGUCCCUACAACAACCGCCUUGGAUGUGAUACCAAGCCGGUCGCUAAGUCAAUCUCUCCCUAAUUUAGUAACAUCUGACAAUAGUUUUCCCACCGUAACGGAAAAUAAGAGCUCCAGGAAACGGAAGCGAAAAGAAAGCAGAUCGGAAGCUGCACAGGGAAAACGAUCGCGAAGUCGAAGAGAAGCAGUAACAACUGUAGUAGAACAGACACCGGAAUCCGACGCGCCGAUAGAGAAAGGAAAACCAGCAAAACGAAUACACAAGAAACCGGUGCGCACAAAGCCAGUGUCGACGAAAACCAGAACUUUGGUCAGCAAAUUCUUUCGUGAUCCCGCCACGGUGGUGAAAUAUCCUUGCGAAAUUUGUCUCACUCAUUUCAAAACGGAAGCACUGAUAAAUCUGCAUCGGCGCUUUCAUGAGCCUUCGAAGGAAGCCGAUGAAGAUAACGAUGCUGACGAGAAAGUGUGUCCCGACUGCUCAGAGCGGUUUGACAGUCUUCCCGAUCUCUUUCGGCAUGUGGAAAGCCAUGGAAAGCCGUAUUACAAGAAGGAACGGUGUCCGGUGUGUAAAAAGUUUAUUACUACGCAUUUACUGGAUCGCCACAUGAAAGGUAAUCAUCCAAGUGACGGCGCGGAGGAUGCCGAGAAAUAUACAUGUGAUGUUUGCCAACAAGCGUUCACUUCGGAAAUUAAACUUCGGGCACAUGAACAGAAGCACAAAGUCCCCAAGUGCCUGAUAUGUGCGGAAAUUUGUACGAAUUGGAGAUGCCUGGGAGUGCACGCGUUGACCCACAAGCAGGCUGACGGCUUUCAUUGUCCCUGUUGCGAAUCCACAUUCCCGACCUUCCGUAAACUGACCGCGCAUUACCACAACCAUCACGACAUUCGCACCUUCUGUACCUGUGAAGUGUGUGGGGAAAUGUGUAAAAACCGCGGUACUCUGCAUCGCCACAUGCGACAACAUAUCGAGCGGGAUUUUUCACACGAAUGCGAUGCUUGUGGGAAGAAGUUUCGCUGCUACAGCACCUUGCGGAAUCACGUCUCCUUUGCGCAUACGGUCGGCGGUCGGCAGAAGAUCCAGCAGACGCAGAUUCGGUAUUUGAAGAAAGUGGAUUAUGUGGCGCCGCGCAAGCGAAUGCUGCUGGAGGAGUUCCCGUUGAAAUGCGACAAGUGCCAAGUGGGAUUCCUGGGGCAGGGAAGGUAUCUGCGGCAUUUAAGCAAGUUUCAUCCAGAGAUGCCGUUGCCUGUUCUUUCUGGUGGUAAGGGUGAUAGCUGAUGUAAAUUUUGGUCUCCUUCUUUCCGUGAUCUUUUCAAGCUUGACUGGGUUUUUUUUUAAAGUUUCACAUUCCUGUCUUGCUUUGGCAUAUUUCCUGGGAUGUUGCAGAAUUUCUUGAGCUGUUAUAAAACAGAAUACGGAAAAGAAAAAUUGAAUGUUAGUGU